Messenger RNA from Striga asiatica, 580 nucleotides. NCBI's taxonomy places the organism in Eukaryota, Viridiplantae, Streptophyta, Magnoliopsida, Lamiales, Orobanchaceae. The record is from the annotation of a GenBank genome assembly.
CCUAGCUCUCAUCAAACCCUUCUAUUGACAACACAAUAACUAUUCAACUAGGGUCCGCAGACAACUUCGUUUCGUAAAUGGAGGAAAUUACUGUCGGGGUGAACAAGAUGAACAUUGCAGAGCCCCACAAGAAAAACCGUAUUCAAGUCUCCAAUACUAAGAAACCGCUUUUCUUCUACGUGAAUCUCACAAAGAAGUACAUGCAAGACAACAAUGAGGUCGAGCUUUCUGCACUUGGCAUGGCUAUUUCAACUGUCGUAUCAAUUGCUGAAAUUCUGAAGAACAAUGGCUUUGCUGUUGAAAAGAAGAUAACAACAUCCACUGUGGAGAUAAGAGAUGAGUCAAGAGGAAGAUCUGUCCAAAAAGCCAAGAUUGAGAUAGUACUUGGCAAAACAGCAAAUUUCGACGAACUGAUGGCAGUCGCCAAACAGCGCAUGGAAACUGAAAAUGGUGAGGAUUAGUAGGUAUAGCCAAAGUGUCUCGACUUAUCUGGUUUAGUAUUAGUAUGCAAUUCUCUCCGUUAGGUUGCUGGCAUUUGGUAGUCGGGCAUUGAUUGUAAGGAUGUGGUGAANUUUUCAUU